Messenger RNA from Panicum hallii, 2158 nucleotides. RefSeq names its product probable polygalacturonase. Gene Ontology annotation, molecular function: polygalacturonase activity. Gene Ontology annotation, biological process: carbohydrate metabolic process. The record is from RefSeq and is a predicted model, not a curated record. The transcript has 5 exons. NCBI's taxonomy places the organism in Eukaryota, Viridiplantae, Streptophyta, Magnoliopsida, Poales, Poaceae. The coding region runs from base 314 to 1873 and encodes 519 amino acids.
CGGUCAUUCCGCCGCCGCCGUCGUUUUGGUUCCGCCCCAACUCAACUCCAGUCUCCACGGCCGCGGCGCCGAGCGAGCAGCCGAGCACUUGAUCAACCCACCACCAUCACUCGCCGCCGCGCGCACCACCCGCCCCGCGCUUUUUAAAACGGCGCCCCAAGCCCGUGCUCCGAGCUGCCGAGUCCGUCGCCUCCGCCGGCGCGCGCCUUCAUCCCCUCCCCCAUGGGCCCCCGCGCCCGAGCCUGGACCGCCCCACCCACCGGCCGGUGCGCGCGCCGCGGAUAGAUCCCACGCCCAGUCGCCACCAGAUCCGAUGCUGGAGACGGCGGCCGCCUCCUCCCCCCGCGCCGCGGCGGCCGCAGCCGCCGCCGGGGCGGCAGCGGCGGCGGCGGCGGCUUCUGCCGUUUCCUCCCCACGGCGGGGUGGGGGCGCUGCGCACCACCACCGGCGGUGGGCGCCGGCCCCGUUCAGGGCGUGCCUCGUCGCGCUCUGGCUGGUGGGCUUCGCGCUCGUCUUCCUGUGGCAGAGCACCUCCGUGGGCCGCGUGCGGCUCUACACGCGCCCGCCCAUGCCCAAGCGACCGGUGGCGGCCAUGGGGCAGUGGGUGGCCUCCCCGCCCGUCUACGAUCUGAGGGAGUUCGGGGCGGUCGGGGACGGAAGGACGGUGAACACGGUCGCGUUCGAGGCGGCGGUCGCGGCGAUCGCCGAGAGGGGCGGCGGGAGGCUCACCGUGCCCGCCGGGCGGUGGCUCACCGCGCCGUUCAACCUCACCAGCCGCAUGACGCUAUUCCUCGCCGCCGGCGCUGAGAUCCUGGGAAUCCAGGAUGAAAGAUAUUGGCCAUUAAUGUCUCCAUUACCAUCAUAUGGGUAUGGAAGAGAGCACAAGGGACCUCGAUACGGAAGCCUAAUACAUGGUCAAGACCUGAAGGAUGUGACUAUAACAGGUCAUAAUGGUACCAUAAAUGGACAAGGUCAAAGUUGGUGGGUAAAGUUUCGGAGAAAACUCCUUAAUCACACAAGGGGUCCUCUAGUGCAGCUCAUGCGAUCAAGUAAUAUUAUCAUUUCAAAUAUCACUCUUCGCGAUUCUCCCUUUUGGACUCUUCAUACAUACGACUGCAAGAAUGUUACUAUCUCAGAAACGACCAUCUUGGCUCCAAUUACUGGAGCUCCAAAUACUGAUGGGAUAGAUCCAGAUUCUUGUGAAAAUGUGGUGAUAAAGAAUUGCUAUAUUUCUGUUGGUGAUGAUGGGAUAGCUAUAAAGAGUGGUUGGGAUCAAUAUGGAAUUGCUUAUGGGCGUCCAUCUGCUAACAUUAUUAUUCAGAAUGUCAUAAUCCGUUCCAUGGUCAGUGCUGGUGUAUCGAUAGGAAGCGAGAUGUCUGGUGGUGUCUCUAAUGUUUUGGUAGAGAAUGUUCAUGUUUGGGAUUCACGGCGAGGUGUGAGGAUAAAGACUGCCCCUGGAAGAGGGGCCUAUGUAAGCAACAUUGUGUAUCGGAACAUUAGCUUAGAGAAUGUCCGUGUCGGUAUUGUCAUAAAGACAGACUACAAUGAGCACCCAGAUGAAGGCUUCGACCCGAAGGCUGUGCCCAUCAUCGAGAACAUUUCUUACACGUCAAUCCACGGGCAGGGUGUGCGCGUACCUGUCAGGAUACAGGGAAGCGCAGAGAUCCCCGUGAAGAAUGUUACCUUCCGUGACAUGUCAGUGGGUAUAGCAGACAGGAAGCACCAUGUUUUCCAGUGCUCCUUCGUCCAGGGGCAGGUCAUUGGCUAUGUUUUCCCCGUGCCUUGCAAGAACCUGGACAUGUACAACGAGCGGCGUGAGUUGGUCAAACAAUCGACGUUCCAGAAUAUUUCUGAUAUCGACUACAGUUUUUGACAAGGGCAGUUGAUCCCAUUGUACCAUUGCUGUAGGAAGUAUUCACAGCUCUCAUAGUCCUUUCAACACGUUUAGAAGCAUUGUUUUGGUAGCCUUUUACAACCUUCACCUCAGGCAUGUAUUUAAGGAGGUUUGACUUGUCUAUACUGUCUCAUAGCAAGACAUCAGUAUUGUUCUCUUUUCAUUUCCCAUCUCUGUAUUAUCACAAACUAACUUGGUUACAGUCAACUGUACACUUUUGAUAGCUUUUACUGUUGAGGCACUUGGCUUGCCCUUCUCCUGUUC